UAUGUUUUUCUGUUUCUAUUUUGUGCUGCCGAACUCAACAAACCGGCCUCGAACGAAGCACGGUGUGUAAGCGAAAGUGUGGAUGUUCUACAAAUAAAAACAACAUAACAUUGACGUUUGCUGUGAUUCUCGCCUCACCCCACCGAGAGCAGAUACGACGGAUUCGAUGCUCGUUUUCUAGUUUCAAAAAUAAACAGAGCAGUAUCAAUCUCUCAGAACGACGACGAUGUGUAGGUAUGUACUUGCUUUAGAUGCCAGUGAACGGAAGCUGUAACUGUGCUAAGGCACGGGAUGAACCAUAACAACACGAUACCGCGAGAGUGCCAUUGAAGGGAAGCACACAAACUACGUGAGACUUUCGAAGAGCACGGACGAAUUUUCGCGAUGUGAAACAUUUAUGAAGAGGGUGUGUGAGAGUUUUCCUUUACAGCCUAUUUAUGCUUAGCGAAAAUAUAGUAAAUGUGAUAUAAAAAUUACAUCAAAAGCGAAUAUAGGUCGUUUGCGGGAGUAUUCUAGUUGCAGCCAGAUAAAUCCAGCGUGAUUAACCAUGGGUGAGCAUUUGCUGAACGAUUCUGAGACCUUCGAGAUGCUUAAGGCUCUGUAUGAUUUCACGGCGGUUUAUCCGAAGACUAUCAGCUUUGACGAGGGCGAAUACUUUAUCUUACAUCAAACCAGCGCCCGUCAGAGAAACUGGUGGCAAGUGGUCAGCAUGAAAGGAAACAUCGGCUUCGUGCCAUCGAAUUAUGUCAUGAAGCUAAAGGUCGAUCCCAACUUUCUCAAUGGGUUUCUAGAAUCUAGCAUUGAAUCACUACGAAUGUCGACGGAAAAGGAAAUAAAUGGUAUUAUUAACCGACAAGAGCUCAUCGAUCGAUUGGUUGAGAAGCAAAGGAAAGUUGAAAAAAUAUUGAAGAGUGAGUCUUCCGACAGUGAGGAAGCGCCACCACCCAAGCUCGGAAAUGGAAGUAUUUCAGGCCUGGAAGAGCAUGCUAGUAAUCAUUGUUUUGAUACCAGCCUCAAUCAUAACACAGAACACUACCAUUCUCCAGUGUCAUCCAAGCAUGAAAAAUUAACCAAAAAAUCCCAGUCUAGUCCAGCCGUAGGCGCUGCCAACAAUGUUCCGCAGUUCAUACAGGAAAGCCCUAGCAUGAGCAUUCUGUCAUCCAAGCUGAACCAAGAGGAACCGUUGACACCUACUGCCCAGGAGAACAGCGUGGUGUCAGAGAUAUCAGAAACGGAAACAACCAACACCGCCACCACCACUACAACUACUACUACAAGUGACGAAAUAACCGCCAUUUCUCGGGGUGAUGAAGAAAUCCCUAAGACAGAACCAACGGCCGAACCGGAAGUGCAAACGGAUCUCGAGAAUGAGUUGGAAAUCACCAAUAAUGACGACAUGACCGCUAGUGAAAAUGAACCGCACCCCAAAGAGUCAUCUGCCAAAGAGCCUAACGACGAAUUGGACGCGACAGCGAAGAGUGAAAAUGCAAUCGAAAUCCUACCAAUGAAUAUAGAACCCCAGGAUGUUUACCAGGUGGUAGAUGCAAUUCGCACUAGCACAAGCCUUAGCCACGAAAUGGCAUGUGUAGCGCUUCGCGUGGUACUGAGUGAACUUGAACCUUUGCUUCCUCCGCCAGUGGUCAAACAUCUGGAACCGAUUGCCGUUCACCUUACAGCCCCCUUAGACGUUCCAGAUCCGUUCCUAGCGCAAACCCACGACGCGCAGCGUUUACGCAUCAUUUUCGCAGGCCUGUCAGAAUGCAAAAACGAUUCAGAGCAACGAACUUGGAUGCUGCACGAAGACGAAGCGGAUAUUAGUCGCUAUUUGAGCGAACUAAUCAUCAUCCUAACCGACGCUGAUCCAAAGAUUUGUCGCAACGAAAUGGCCGUUGAUCACUACCAGAGUGUCAUAAACUUAGUCCUGUACUACCAAAUGGAAACGCGCUGGUCCAUUCGGAAGUUACUGCUUAAAGCUUUCAAAGCGAUGUGCCAUCUUGAUUACACCACAGUCGAUAUUUUGCUGGGGUCCGUUCUUCCGCUGGAAAUCAUUCAGGAUAUGAUAUCCAAUGCGAGAAACGUGGAAAAACUCCAAGAGUUGGCGAACAUGUUGAUAAUCGUAUUCUCCAUUGGUAGAAAAAUGCCAAUAAAUCAACAAGAACAUCUUCGGUCAGACUUUAUUAUAUUUCUAUUGAACAUAAUAGAAAACCCGCCCGAAACUGACGUUCACGGUGUUCUCUCUGAAACCAUGAUCAAUUUGAUUCUGUCGUUUAAUUUGCAGUUCGAUAAUUUUACUGACAAUAUUGUGCUAGAGGCCAUGGAGCAGAUUCAAACAGCGAAAACUUUCACCGAAAAGAUCCUUGUACUGAUUAAUCGAGAGGAAGAUCCAGUUCACACAUUGAAACACACUCCCGCACAUAUUAAUCCUGUUCUCAAAAUGCUUGUGGAUUUAUUUAGCCAGCAAGAGACAGCUUCUAUUUUUUACACCAAUGACCAAAGCGUACUGAUCGAUAUUCUAGUCCGUCAGCUAUCUGACCUUUCAGCCGGAGAACCAAUUCGCAAAUGGUACUUGGAGCUGUGUCGAAGAAUCGUCCGGAACACCAGCUACGCAGAACACCAGCAUCGAAAGCAGGAUCUGAUGAAAAUUUUUACCCGCAUCUUUUGCGAGGAAACAGAAUGCAGCGCCGGUGAUCAGCAGAUUGUGCGUGAAAUCGCUAAUGAAUUUCCUCAAAUUUUCAAGGCAUGAAGGCUGUCCGCCGACGAUCCCAACAUAAUUGCAAGCGAGCACACCAAACAGUCGGCUGUUCGGGAAAUAAUGAGAUGUUUUUCAGGUGCCAGUUAUUCUUAUGUUUACCAGCGAUAUUGUUGACACGUUGACGCGUUGACACAUGCAACCAGGUAUUUCUUACGGCUGACAUAGAUUUUUGUAUCGAGCAAAGAGGUAGUGCGUAAAGGAAGUUUCUCUAAAUAAGGAAAGUUUGUUCUAUCAUUCAGAGGAUCACAUGCCUCGUUUGGGUGACUCUCUGGUUAUGCCUAUUAUCUAACAGUUCAUAAAAGGAUAUACCGUUGUCCAACCCAUUCGAUACAUGUGGUAAACUGACUGCCAGUGCAAUCCUACCGAGACUUCCGAAAGCGCCGAUCGGAAAACAGCAUGAACAUUGAACUUUCUUCUAAUACAAGAUUCUAAACGAUCUCAACGCUCGAAAGAAAAACAAUAGCGAAAAUAUCUGAAACAUUAUUUAUCUUUAAAUUUAAAGCUAAUCAAACAUUUAGAUAGAAAAGUCCUAACAGAGUAACAGAGCAGUCAGUACCUGCUCUGGCACACAUCCAAUCCAAUUGUCACAACUUUCAAGCUAAUUCUCUUCCAAACACAAGCAAGUAUACGACAGCAGAGCCACGGCUUCAAACACAAACUUCCCUCAAAACGCGGCUUCCGAGAAAAACAAUUGAUCAGUAGAAAAUACCCAAACUGAUUUGAACUUGUUGAUUUUAUUGCUUUUCACAAUCAAAAAUUAAAAUCGCAAUGUCGAUUUGUUACAUUCUACUAAAAAAAAAUAAAACACAACUAUGCAGAGCUUACACUUUCUAUUAGAUUUAUGUAAUGUUGAAAAUACAGUGAUGUAUAACAUGAUUGGAUCGUUGAAAUUUGUAUCAUUGUUUAAAAUACUCUCGUCACAAGUACGAAUUGGCAGAACCUAAAAAUGAACAUUUGGUAGCAUUAUUCCAACAGUAGCAUUGUUCAAUUAGUAUUUAAGGCCCAAACUAAUAAUCAAAAAAAAACUGAUGUUACACAAAGCAUUUAUCGUUUUACCUAUGUGUUAGUCGUUGAGUUUUGUGAUCCAAAUUCAAUGAAUAUUCGAGCAAAAAAAAAUAUGAAUCUAUCCCUUCGAUGCCAAAAAUUUAGCCUAAACCUUACCUAAUCCAGAACUGUUAGAAAACUACUCCGACUCAACCAAAAUUAGUUGUGGAAAGAAAUUCAAAUUUUAUACAAAUCAGUAAAUAUUACAAAACAGAAAUGGAGGAACAUUUUUUGGAGUGGAACAAACAGCGCCAAGCACAUAACCGUUAUAAAACAAUUUUAACUACGAAAAUCAAGAAAAAAAAUAUUUCGAAAUAGAUAUUUAACCAAAGGAAGAUAGACAGCUAAUUAUAUUUUAGUAGGUUACAAAUGCAUUUCAAAGUUUAUAAAACAGAACAUUUUUAAAAACCGAUGUAAAUCAAAUAACGAAUGAUCCCCGUGCGAACUGUUUCGCAGCGGGUAACCGUAGAAAAUAAAACGCAAUUUCAAAGCAGUUACGCUAAUACAUCAUCGAUAGGAAAGGUAUUCAAAGAUUGAAGCAAUUUAAAAACACUAUUUAAGAAAUAAAAGUUGAGAAAACAA
Messenger RNA from Wyeomyia smithii (pitcher-plant mosquito), 4378 nucleotides. Its product is annotated as NCK-interacting protein with SH3 domain. The transcript has 8 exons. The record is from RefSeq and is a predicted model, not a curated record. Lineage: Eukaryota; Metazoa; Arthropoda; Insecta; Diptera; Culicidae. The coding region runs from base 548 to 2743 and encodes 731 amino acids. Gene Ontology annotation, biological process: endocytosis. Gene Ontology annotation, molecular function: Arp2/3 complex binding; protein binding.